GCAUUUCAUUUCAUAAAACAAAGCAUGCCUUUUAUUGUCAUACCGAUAGUACCAUAUUUUAAAUCAAUAUAUAGCUUUUAGUAUUAAAUAUAAACUAUAGCAAUGCUGCGUCUCAUAGUUCCUUUAAUCUUAAUCGAUUUGGCGACCUCAAAAUUGGCAUCGAGAGCAUAUACUACUGAACUGGUUUCACCUCAGUGUGUGAAUUGCGAAAGCAUUCAAUCGAAAUGUACUGUCUAUAGAGAAGGAUAUUUCUGCGCUCAUCACGAAGAUAAAGCUAUAAUACAAAAAAGCCAUAUAUAUAGUAUGGACAGAACUAGGAAUGAACUGGACUCCUGUGUGCCGCCGGGCUACAACAUUACUGGUCCCAUUAUGGAUUAUUGUUGCAUAUGGACGCCAGAAAAGGGCUGCCAGCAAGUGGCAGGACACUUGUAUCAAAACCACUCGGAUUGGGAGGAGACCUGCGAUAUCUGCCUGAAAUCCUGCGCCUGCUCGGAGUUUCGUAGCAUUUCGAUUGGAGUCCGUAUAACUUCGUCCAUGUCAUGGAUGUUUCUGGUUGUAGUCGUGAUGCUUCUCUGUUACUGAAUCUUUAGCGGCACAUGGCUGGUGAAUCGGUGCUUUGCAUAUCGAAGGAAAUUCAAUAACGUUGCCUGCAUGAGGGAAUUUCAAGUGCCUGGGCGGCGACCGUAAAACCGAGUGGCCAUUGCACUAAGCCAGGGCACAUACAAAUCAAGUCAACAAUGGCUCCGCCACAGUCCCCGAGCGUCACAGCACACAUGAA
Messenger RNA from Drosophila bipectinata, 778 nucleotides. NCBI's taxonomy places the organism in Eukaryota, Metazoa, Arthropoda, Insecta, Diptera, Drosophilidae. The record is from RefSeq and is a predicted model, not a curated record.